This is a messenger RNA of Callorhinchus milii (elephant shark), 1693 nucleotides long. RefSeq names its product capping actin protein of muscle Z-line subunit alpha 1. The coding region runs from base 49 to 912 and encodes 287 amino acids. Gene Ontology annotation, biological process: barbed-end actin filament capping; actin cytoskeleton organization. Gene Ontology annotation, molecular function: actin filament binding. Gene Ontology annotation, cellular component: actin cortical patch; F-actin capping protein complex. Lineage: Eukaryota; Metazoa; Chordata; Chondrichthyes; Chimaeriformes; Callorhinchidae. The record is from RefSeq and is a predicted model, not a curated record. The transcript is spliced from 10 exons.
GCCGGGCGGCUCCCAGGAUGCAGCGCGGGCGGGGCCGCUGGAGCCAAGAUGGCGGAUUUGGAAGAGCAGCAGUUGGGAGCCGAGGAGAAGGUUCGCAUCGCAGCCAAUUUCAUCACCCACGCACCACCGGGAGAGUUCAACGAAGUGUUUAAUGAUGUCCGGUUACUCCUCAACAAUGAUAAUCUUCUCAGGGAAGGAGCCGCGCAUGCGUUUGCUCAGUAUAAUAUGGACCAGUUCACUCCUGCCAAACUUGAGGGGUACGAUGAACAGGUGCUGAUCACGGAGCACGGUGAUCUGGGCAACGGCAGGUUUUUUGACCCAAAGAAUAAACUGUCAUUCAAAUUUGACCACUUGAGGAAAGACACCAGCGACGUGAGAACUCACGAUGGGGAGAGCUCAAUGGAAUCGUGGAGGAGUGCCUGUGACAGUGCCCUACAGGCCUACGUCAAGGAACAUUACCCCACAGGUGUUUGCACUGUUUAUGGGAAAACCAUAGAUGGGCAGCAAACUAUUAUUGCUUGCAUUGAAAAUCACCAGUUUCAGCCAAAAAAUUUCUGGAAUGGACGUUGGAGAUCAGAGUGGAAAUUCGCUAUCACCCCAACUUCAGCUCAGGUCACUGGGGUCCUAAAGAUCCAGGUACAUUACUAUGAGGAUGGGAAUGUCCAGCUGGUUAGUCACAAGGAUGUCCAGGAAUCCAUCCAAAUUACAAACGAAGCCCAAACUGCAAAGGAGUUGGUGAAAGUGAUCGAGGCGGCAGAGAACGAUUACCAGACUGCCAUCAACGAGAAUUACCAAACCAUGUCCGACACCACUUUCAAAGCCUUACGCCGGCAGCUGCCAGUCACCCGCAUGAAGGUUACCUGGAACACGAUCACCGGUUACCGGAUCGGCAAAGAAGUGCAAAAUUUCUAGAGCAGCUCAGGGUCUCUGCGCUGUGGCCAGCGUGUGGGGUGUGGUCUCACUGAAUGUGGAUUCAAAAGCUGUUCCUUCGCUCCAGUUUCUGCUUUCUUUCCGUUCUCCUCCCCCUCCCCCCCCCCAACCGUCCCCCAACCUCAACCCGUACAGUUUGUUAAAGGUUGGGGAAGCUCGCAUUGUUCCUGACAACUUUUGACGUUGAGCCUUGUACACAAGUAAUUCUCUUCCUCUUCCCCAACCGUUCUGACUGACGCAUCUGUAUAGAUCGCUAGGUAGCAAAACACAGGUACCAUCUUACCCCAAUAGACUGACGGUCCUACCACGUGUGGGGUGGGAGUUAAACGGUUGCCGCUUUGGCUUCACAAUUCCAGCCGCCCCCCCCACCACCACUUCGGUUUGGUUUUAAGUACAAUGGUUUUUGAUGUGUCAAAUUCUGGUAAUGAUUGCACACACACACACGGUUACCUUCUGGGAAUGCCCCUAGCUCAAAGCUGAAGCUUUCUGGCUGAUAGGUGAAUGAGCAUAGGUGGUGCUGAAGUUGUUUCAUGGCGACAAGUGGUUUGGAAAGGCAGCUUUGAUAUUGCUUGAGCUGUAGAGCUUUAUCCCGGACAUGGCUCCCUCCCGCCACCCCCCCCACCCCCAUGUCCACUGCUCCUGUGAGAUCGCACCUUCCCCGUCGCUGCCAGGAGGCAGGAGGCAUGGGUUCUGCUUGAAUAGCGCUGCUUGUGACAGAAGAAAGCUUGGAGCAUUAGAAGGGUCUGAAAACGUCUCUUUGUCC